Choloepus didactylus (southern two-toed sloth) is the source of this 4018-nucleotide messenger RNA. RefSeq names its product interleukin 4 receptor (gene IL4R). The coding region runs from base 605 to 3085 and encodes 826 amino acids. The record is from RefSeq and is a predicted model, not a curated record. Lineage: Eukaryota; Metazoa; Chordata; Mammalia; Pilosa; Megalonychidae. Gene Ontology annotation, biological process: cytokine-mediated signaling pathway; production of molecular mediator involved in inflammatory response. Gene Ontology annotation, cellular component: membrane; external side of plasma membrane. Gene Ontology annotation, molecular function: protein binding; cytokine receptor activity. The transcript has 10 exons.
AGGGCAACUGGUGGACUCGUGGCUGAGGUUGCUGAUCCUUGUUCCCGGUGGCCGCAGAACCAGCCUGCCACCCCCGUCCCUGCCAGCUGGGGUGGCGAGCUCGGGCUGUUUUGGAGCCCUGGCCUGGCCUGCCCCACAAUCCCGGGUGGGGCUGCUGACGUAGCUGAGGGUUCUGGGAACCCCAGCGAGCAGCAGUUCUGGGAAGGCUGCUGCUCCGGGGAGAAGUGUGUUCCUGGCCACCUGCCAGACUCAGCUGGGCUGUCCCGGAAGCCCCAGGAAGCUCCAGGCUGGCUGACGAUGGUGGAGUUUCAGGGGUCAGAGGCUCCAAGGCCACCCCCCCACCCCCAGCCUUGCUGUCUUUGGCAUCCUCUCCACAUACCUCCUGGGGCCGGGGCUGACUGCAUCCUGUCUGCAGAUCCAGCUCCCCUCUUACAACCUGGGGUUUGCUGCCAAGAGAGGGAAGGCGAGCAGGAGGCCUGUACACCCUGCAGGGCUGAGGGAUGGUCUUGCUGCAUGACUUCUGGGCUGCCGCCGGCUUCUGACAUUCCGAGACUCAUCACUCACCUCCCCAAAGAUAAAGGAGUGCGCUAGACAGGACAUCCCAAUGGGGUGGCUUCACCCUGGGCUCGUGCUCCCUGUGAGCUACCUGAUCCUGGUGUGGGCGACAGGCUCAGGAAGUAUCCGGAUCCUGCAGAAGCCCACCUGCCUCUCCGACUACGUCAACACCAUCACUUGCGAGUGGAGGACUUCUGGUCCCACCGACUGCAGCAGUGAGCAACUCCUGUUCUACCAGCUGGUUUUUAUAAACACUGAGAACCGCGUGUGUGUCCCCCAAAAUAAGAACAGCUCGGUGUGUGUGUGCAACAUGCUGUUGGAUGACAUGCUGUACAGUGUGGACGUCUACCAGCUGCAGCUGCAGGCUGGGGAGCAGCAGCUGUGGAAAGGCUCCUUCAUGCCCUUCGAGCACAUCAAACCCAGAGCCCCAGGGAACCUCACGGUUUACACAAACAUCUCCAACACAUUGCUGCUGACGUGGAGCAACCCCUACACUUCUGAUGAUUUGCUGUACAAUGACCUCGCCUACCUGGUCAACAUUUCAAAUGAAAACAACCCUGCAGAUUUCCUCAUCUACAAUGUGACCUACCAGGAGCCCACCCUCCGCCUCGCAGCCAGCACCCUAAAGUCUGGAGUCUCCUACAGGGCGCAGGUGAGAGCCUGGGCCCAGAAUUACAACAGCACCUGGAGCGAGUGGAGCAGCAGCGUCACGUGGCAGAACUACUACGAGCCGCCCUUGGAGCAGCGGGUUUCCUUGGCUGUGGGCACCUCCUGCGUGUUCAUCCUCAUUGUCUGCCUGUCCUGCUACUGCAGCAUCAUCAAGAUUAAGAAAGAGUGGUGGGACCAGAUUCCCAACCCAGCCCACAGUCCCCUCGUGGCUAUUGUCAUCCAGGAUUCCCAGGUGUCGCUGUGGGGGAAGCAGUCCCGAGGCCAGGAAUCAACCAAGUGCCUACACUGGGAGACUUGUCUCAACAAGCUCCUGCCCUGUUUGCUGGAGCACAGUAAGGAAAAGGACGAGGGUGCCCUCAAGGCUGCCAGAGAUGGGCCUUUCCCAGGCCCUGGAAAAGCAGCCUGGCGUUCUGUGGAGGUCAACAAGAUGGUCCUUUGGGCAGAGAGCGUCAGCGUGGCACAGUGUGUGGAGCUGUCGGAGGCCCACGUGGAGAGCGAGGAGGAGGAGGAGAAAGAGGAGGAAGAUAAAGGGAGCUUCUGCCCAUCGCCCGAGAACACUGGGGGCAGCUUCCAGGAAGGUAGGAAGGAUAUCGCGGCCCGGCUGACAGAGAGCCUGUUCCUGGACCUCCUCGGGGGCGAGGAUGGGGGCCUGUGCCCACCUGGCCCAGGGGAGUCAUUCCUUUGUACACCUUCAGAAAAUGUGAGUGCCCAGGUGCCCUGCACCCAGAACCCAAGUGCAGGGUCCAGAGUGGACUGUCCCCAGGGCCAGGAGCAGCCUUCCGACCCGGAGCCGAAUCCUCCAGCCAGCCUGACACAGAGCUCUGCCAACCUGGCUUUUGGGGAGACGCCUGCUGUCAUCACAGACAACUCUGCUUACCGCAGCUUCAGCGACCUCCUAAGCCAGUCCCCAGGACCUGGAGAGCCUGACUCGGAUCCCCAGCUGGCCAGACACCAAGGGGAUGUGGAGGCCAAGGACCCCAGUGCCUCCCAGCCCUCUGAGCUGCCCAGCUUGAGCCAGCCUGAGCUGGAAACCUGGGAGCAGAUCCUCCGUCAGAGUGUCCUCCAGCACGGGGUGGCCACAGCCCCUGCCACGGCCCCGAUCGGUGGCUAUCGGGAGUUUGUGUGCGAGCUGAAACAGGGCAGCACCCAGGACAGCAGGGCAGUGGACUUUGGCCCCUCUGGAGAGACUGGCUACAAGGCCUUCUCGAGCCUGCUCACUGGUAGUGCCGCCUGCCCAGGGAUAUCUGGGGUCGAGGCCAGCAGUGGGGAGGGGGGCUACAGGCCCUUCCAGAACCUCGAUCCUGGCUGCCCUGGGGCCCCUGCCUCAGUCCCCAUCCCCCAGUUCACCUUUGGACUCAGCACAGAGCCACCUUUCAGCCCCCAGACCUCACUCCCACCAAGCAGCAACCCAGAGUGCUUUGGGCUAGAGCUGGUGGUGAAGGAAGAGGACAGCCAGAAGCCCCUGCCCUCCCUGGAGCAGGCCGUGGACCCCCUCGGCGAUGACCUGGGCUGUGGCAUUGUCUACUCAGCCCUCACCUGCCACCUGUGUGGCCACCUGAAGCAGUGUCACGGGCAGGAGGAGCGUGGCAAGGCCCUCGUGGCCAGCCCCUGCUGUGGCUGCUGUUGUGGGGACAGGUCCCCACCCCUGGUGAGCCCCCUCUGGGCCCAGGACCCCUUGCUGGGUACAGGUCCACGAGAGGCCAGCCUCUCCCCGGUAUCCCUGGCUCCCUUGGGUGUCUCCGAGGAGAGUAAGUCCUCACCAUCCUUCCAAACUGCCCCCAGUGCUGUUCAGAGCUCAGGCGAGCUCCCCAAACCAGAGGCCAUGGCCUCCACAGGCUCCACGUACAUGAGUGUUUCCUAGGAACAUGCCCUGUGGCUACCGAGGGCUGGGCCUUAGCCAUGCCGGGAAAUGCCUCCUCCCCCUGGAAGGCUUCCAGGCUGGCAUGUUUCCAAAAGACUCAGAGAGCCCAGGUAUGAUGUUAACCAGACACAGGACUACGGAGAACAGACGCCGUCCCCCAACAUUGACCUGGGCUCCCCAUAAGGUGCAGCAGCCACAUCCCAUGGGGGUGGAGGGCACCUGUGUGCCUGAACUUCAUUCCUGUUACCCCGGCACCUUGGCCACCUCUCCCCCAGCCCCUCCAGCUGACUGGCCUCGUUAGACCCACCCAAGGCGCCUUGUGCCCUGAAUCCCCCGGCUGCCCGCGUCUCACGCCGGUCCUGGGUUAGCUGCCUCCGUUUCCCUGGCGGGAAGCUGAGCCUCCAAACUAACAAGGAAUGACUUGAGAGGCCCCGGGAAACAGGCAGGAAGUUGAGGGCCAGGGAAGGGUGAUCCUUGCCUCAGCAGUGCCCAUUCGUUUGGCAGAACUUCACUGGGUUGACACUGGAGGCAGAUUCCGGGCUGUGGAUGGGGUUCUCAGUCAAGUGGGGGCAACGGAGAAGGACACAAAAAAUGGCAGUUCCCAAAGCAAUGAUGCUUGGCUGGCCUGUGCACAGUUAGAAGGCUCGGGGGUUCCUGAUGAUCCUGGGGUCCCCAGAGUGAACAUGCCCAGCUACCUCGGGGCGAGCCUGUCUCGCCUUGGACUCAGUGGCUGGCAGUCACAGAGAGACCGGAGAAAGUGGUUCAUGUCUUGGGGCGUGGCCCUGGCCAGACUGUGGCCCCCUUUAGCUGGCACCUUGCCCCAGGCCUUGGGUGCUGGGAACCCGGGGGACCCGGUGUAGGCCAGUGCUUGUUUGCGUGAGUCUCAAAGAUUGUUUUAUCACCUGGCAUCAAUGUUUGCUGAAGAGGGUGGGA